AUGUACCAGCCUAGGCCUGCAGCAGGCGUUGGGCGGCCACGCCCAACAGCUGGAAUCAAUAGCAGCACCAACAACAGCAUCGGUGGAAGUGCUGCUUCCGCUUCUGCUCAGAGGCGGGGAUUUGCUGCCGCGGGGAACCUUGUAAGAGGGGUACCCAGCGGAAGUAGCACGUCUGCCUCGACAGGGAGCGCUUUAGCGGCUCCUCCUGGGCCCUCCGGAGGCCCCUCAACAAAACCGAAGACACUGGAUGCUCUGUUGGGCUCAAUUAAGCUUCGUGACACGCCCUCAAUUCGUAGUGUUCCUGUCAGUGCAGCGGAGGGGCCUCCUGGUGCCCUGCAGCAGCAGGGAGGCGCGAGUAUUGGGGUGGUGGCUACAGGACUGUUAGCAGGCCUGGGGGCAGGCAGCUCACCAGUUUCAGCGGCAGCGAAAGUCGUGGCUGCGUCAGCCGCCGAUCUGUCCGCUGCAAAGAGUGCCAGCCCCGCUGCUGCUCCCACGCGGCGGAGGUGGGAAGUUCCUGCUACUGCUUCUUUAGCAGAAGACACCGGAAGCAGCAGCAGCAGCAGCGGCGCGCCUGCAAACGCCUCUGGCGGGCAGCAACAGCAGCAGCAACGGCGCCUUCCGCAUGCAAAGGCAUCCCCACUGGUGCUUCAGGGGCUCGGGGCCACCACCACCCCAAACAGCCUCGCUGCUGGUUUCUUCACACCCGCGGCUGCUCCGCCCAAGGACGAUACUCCCGUCACGGCUUCUGUUUUCACCAGGAACCUCUCGCACCAGCAGCAACAGGAGCUUCUGCAGCGCCAGCAGCAUCAGAAGCCCACUUUGUGGGGCCUCAAGCGGGUUGGACCUGCAGCAGGAGGCGCAGCGGCUGCUCCCUCGCCACCAGCGGGGCAAACAGGAGCAGCCACGAAGGGGGAAGUGCACGCGAAGCCGCAAGCGGAUCCCCCCCCCGUCUCAGGGGGGGCACUCUCUGCCGGCCUUGCCUGCACUUCUGCGGGCUCAUUUCCCGACAAAACUCCCGCCAAAGACCUCGAAACGGCGGCACCAGAGGCGACGCAGCAGGAAGAGGAGCAAGAGACGGCAGUCGAGAUGCCAGCGGCCAUCGCCGGGGUGGUAUAUACGCUGCAACAGCUUUUGGCAAUCCAUCUGCAACAGCGGGAGAGAGAUGCAGCGGAAGUGAGGGCUGUAAGGGCGCAGCAGCGCCCAUCUCAUCCUACUGCCUUCUUUGCGGCCUCGCUGGAGUCUCUGAAGUUGCCCCAGCCACCCUCGCAGCAGCAGCAACCACAGCCGCAGCAGCCGGCUGGGCAUCCCGUGCGCGCAGCAGGUGCUCCCCAGCAGCAGGGGCCCCCGCCACACCAUUCGCAGGGGGGCGACGCCAGCCGGCGGUUGUGGGGUCGGGGCGCUCUUGUGCGGGGGCCCACUGAGGCAGACACCCCGGCGAGUUCGUCUUCUGCCCGGAGUUUGGACUGGCCGUUGCGCUUUCCGAGAGGAGAAACGGCAGCACCCCUUGCAGUAGACGUGGCAGAAAAAACCACAAUAAGGCCCCCUAGGAGUACCCCUUCUUGGGCUUCAGGCGCGGGUGAACCGCACGGAGAAUUAGAGGGAAGGCAGCAGCACAGAUUCAAAGGAGACAGCGACGCGGUGCAUGCAGAUGGGGUGGAAGCAGCAGCAGCGGCGGCAGCAGCAGGAGGAGGAACACCUACUCCGGGCUGCGGUGUAUGGGGCCGCACGGGGAUUGCUGCUAGCCGCAGCAGCAGACGCGCUUCUUCCAGGGAUAUCCCGGCAGACGAAGGCGUGGCAACUUCAGGAGGUGUAGGAGCUGCUGCAGUUGCUGCACUUGGUGGCUCCAAGCUGUCGAACGCAGGAGCAGGCCCUAUUUCCAGGAUUGGGGAGGGCGAACCGCCAUCUGCCGAUGGUAGUGCCCACGGCGAUUUGCACAGUGAUGAGGGAGAGACAGCAGCAACUGCUGCAGCUGCAGCGAGUGCUGCUGAUGCUGCAGUCUACGAUGCUGCGGAGAAACUUUCCGGGUUGUAUGCGCAGCAGCAACAGCCUGCACCAGAGGUUCAACGAGGUGGUCACAAGGAGUGCUUCGACAUUGACUUCGCUUCUGUUUCUGCGCCCCCCCUCUCGUCUGCUCCUCAAGAGGGGCGACAGCAGCGGGAUGUGGAGGACUCAGAGAGCGGCCUUUUGGGGGAGCCUUCCCGUAUUGUUUCUUUGGAUAAGCAGCGCGACACUUGGGCUCAGCACGAGACUCGCCAGCUGUUGCUGCAGCACGCAGAAGAGCAGCAGCAGCAGCAGCAGUAUCAAGUAAAUUCAUUCUUCAGUUCUAGAGGACAAGAGCUGUCUCCGUCCGUCGCUGCGUUCUGGGCAGAAGAACCAAUUAUCAAGCGCAAGCCUAAGCAGCAGGCCCAGCCCCAGCAGCAACAGCAGCCUCUAAGUCUGCUGCAGCAGCUGGGGGAGGAUUCAGCCCGUUCUUGGCCUAGCCUUGAUCCAGAGGUACGAUCUUUUGUCGAUCACCAGCAGCAACAGCAGCAGCAGCAGCAGGAGCCGCAGCGGGGGUCCUCGCUGCCAGUGUGCAACUUCUCUAGAGUUGAGUCGCUCUUGGAACGGGGGCAGCUGGCAGGCGAGCUGCAGCACAUGCAAGACAGGGCACUGGCAACAGGUGGCAUAGCCGCAGCAGCGCUUGGCUCUGGGGCAUCAGUUAGCAGCCCCAGCAGCAGCAAAACGAAGGAAUCGCUAGAUGAUGUAUCUGCAGGAUCCUUGCAGCGGCUACUCGCCAGCGAAAUGGAUGGCGAACAGUUGCAUGCCUUGGCAGCGCACGUUCACUCCCUCCGAACCAGCGGGCCUGCACGCGCUGCUGCUGCGGCUGCUCUGUCGCAAUACAUGGCAGCAGCAGCAGCAGCACAGCCGCAUCCGAUGGGUUGGGGUGAAGGCACUGGAGGCACUCUUGGCGUUGACUGUGAUGGGGGAGCCUUUGGACUUGGCGAUCCUCUGGCGCCAGAGAGGGCCUCUUCGGUGACUCGUGCUCCCGACGACCUGACAGCUGCAGUCGCACAAACGGCAGUCGCCACUGCUGCUGCAGCUGUUGGGGGUGAGGACGCAACUGCGUGGGAAAUGUGGAUGCGGCGGACAGGCCUGUCGCUGCAGGAACAGCAGCAACAACAGCAACAACAACAGCCGCCCUUCUUCAUACUACAGCAGCAGCCGUCAGAAUCCCUUCAUCGGCCUCAAGUGCCAGCAGCCCCUGGAGAGCGGCAGCAGCAGCAGCAGCAGCAGCAGCAGCAGCAGCAGUUGCAGCUGCAUCACGGGCUUGCGGGCCGUACGGCCCAAAUGACGUCUACACUGAAGAAUCUCCUGGGGAUUGGGGGGCCUCAUGGCCAGCAAUCAGAAGAGCAUCAGCAGCAGCUGGUGGAAGAGGAGGAGGAGCUGCAGCAGCUGAUGCAGCAACCCAUUGGUUCACUGGCCGGAGCGCAGCACCUGCACCAGCGGCAGCUGCAGCAGGAGCAGGCUCAGCACGAACAAAUAAAGCUGCAAAUGAAAGAGCAGGAUCAGAAGCAGCAGCAACAAAAACAACAAGCGGAGCAGGGUGAUUCUCCUUCCUCACAUCCUAGGACCUGGUCAGCUACGGUGGAAGAGUCGUGCCGACAAGAACGACAGAAGAAGCAGCAGCAGCAGCAAGAGAAGCAACAGCAACAGCAGGACAAGCAGCAGCAGAAACAGGGGGAGAAGCGGCAGCAAGAGAAGCAACAAGAAAGGCAACAGCACGAGACCAAGCAGCAGCAGCAGCAACAGCAGCGCCAAUUGAAGCUGCAAGAUAAAUCGCAGCACAAAGUAACGCAAGACAAGCCUCUUGCCGGCAACAACAGAGCAAAGCCAGCUGCUGCUAUGGCUGGUGCAGCUGACUCAGUGAAGGGCGGCUGGGAAGUUGCGGGCCAGAAGAGCCAGCGCAAGAAGGAGCAGCAGAAGCAGCAGCAGGAGCCUAAACAGCCCGAGUCGGACUCAAAGGCCUCCAAACAGCAACAGCAGCAGCAACAGCAGCAGCAACAGCAGCAGCAACAGGGGAAACGUGGGCCUGGGGAGGGCCCCUCCGGUGAGCAGCAGCGACGCGCCGUGAUGGGUGGACCGGCACCGUGGGUGUCUGUUGCUGCAGCAGCCGCAAGCAGACCUAAUGUCACGCUGAAGGAGGUAAUGGAGUUACAGAGUGCUGAGCAGUCGAAGGAAUUGGAAGAGAAGAAAAAAGAGGAGGAGGCGGCAAUGCAGGCACAGCAGGAAGCCUCAGCCGCUCUUAUGCGUUGGGCUGUUCCGCAGCGUAAAGACAACGAUGGACCAUUGGGAUGGGGGGCCCCCGGGGCCCUGUUAGUGGGUUCUUCUGAGGACUUCCCUGACCUGAUUGAGGGGGCCACAAACAGCCACAGUAGUGGCUCAGGGACCCCUGCUGUAACCCCGGGUUCAACAGCAGCAGCAGCUGCUGCUGCUGCUACCUCACCUACUGCUGUUCAUGAGGGAGCUGUUGCUGCGGGAGGCAGACGGGCUGGGGCUGGUCCAAAGGGGAAAGUGAAGGGGAACACGCAGUCUCUGCAAGAUUUUAUUGCUGCAGCCGCACAGAACAAAAGGGAGGGCUCGACUCUACCCUUGGGCGGCACAGCCUGGGCGCAAGGGGCCCCUAAGGGCCUCGCUGCUGCUCUUUCAUCGCCAUCCCCACUGCAGCAGCAGCAGCAACCGCGAACUGCUGCUGGAACCGCAAAACGCAAUGGAGAUGCAGCGCCUAGGACUGCGGCAGCACUUCCUGCAGACGUGGAGACACCCAAGCGUCCGACUGCUCAGUUGCAGGAAUGGAAGGGCCUGCUAGCGGAGUGUGAGCUGCCGCUGGAUUUUCCAAUCUUGGAGUACUUAGCCACCAUGAACAAUCCACUUGACGUGGAAGACUUCUUAUUAGAGAGCUUCCCUGCCCACAAGCAUCUCCGCCUCUUCGCUGAAAACUUCGUUAUGACGAAUGACAAAUACGCAAAGAGGCCUCAGGAGGAAAAAGGAGGGGCUCCAGCGGUCAGCGGGGAAGCCAGUCAAGGGAAGGGACGGUCUCGAAAGAAGAAGGCGCAGGGCCGGCCUCUAGACCCCUCGUUGCUUGGUUUCUCAGUGAAAAACAGCCGUUUCAGUCAUGGGCCGCUCGAGGGUGCGGACUAA
Molecule: messenger RNA, 5178 nt
Organism: Cyclospora cayetanensis
Lineage: Eukaryota; Apicomplexa; Conoidasida; Eucoccidiorida; Eimeriidae
Exons: 10
Coding region: 1-5178 (1725 amino acids)
Source: RefSeq, a predicted model, not a curated record